CUGAGACAAUGAGAGCUGUCAGCGGUAAUUUUGAAGAAAAAGAAAAUGAAAUCAACGAAAGAACUUGCCAGAGAAUUGGGUCUGAUUCGGAAGAGGACAUUGUCAACUUCUGGCAUCAACUUGAGGAAAGGGAGUGCAGCCAAUGAUCAGCCUUUUAAAUACUUGAUUGUGAUAGACUUUGAAUCCACUUGUUGGCAAGACGGGAAGUUUAGGACACAAGAAAUAAUUGAGUUCCCUGCAGUGCUAUUGAACACUGAGACCGGGGAGAUUGAGAGUGUGUUUCACCAUUAUGUUCAGCCCCAGGAACAGCCUACUCUCAGUGCUUUCUGUAAUGAACUUACAGGCAUUACUCAGGAGCAAGUUGACAAUGGGAUUCCAAUUAACCUGUGUUUGAAGCGUUUUUCCCACUGGCUAGAGGGUCUGAGGCGGGAAAAAGGUGUGGUCCUUCCUGGCACCCAUGGAGACCGUACCAUAAACACCACUAGUGUAACUUGGUCAGAUUGGGACCUGGGGGUAUGUCUGCAGUAUGAGUGUAAACGGAAACAGAUCCUGCGACCUCCACAGCUGGGCAGCUGGAUUGACCUGAGGGCUACAUACAGGAAGUUCUAUGACCGGAAGCCCAAUGGUCUUAAUGGAGCUCUUCAAGAUGUUGGCAUCACGUUUGAGGGGAGGGAGCACUCAGGUGUGGACGAUGCCAAGAACACAGCCAAGCUUGCCUACCGCAUGAUCCGAGAUGGGUGUGUGAUGAAGGUUACAAAAACACUCAAGACCCAUGAAAGGUCCGCCAGUUGUAAUCCAGCCAUUUCCACAAAACUUGCCAACAAUCAACCCACAUUAGCUCAAACUGUUGCUAAUAAAAAUAAGUCAAGUAAAAUGGUAUCAGCUCUUACACCAAAAAAAUCCAGUCCGAAAUACACCUCUCCAGUUAAUAAAAGAGGCAAUUCUGAAAUCAAUUGCAAAGUAAAGGCAAAUACAAACUCUCCUAUAAGUGUGCAAGCAGAGAGACUGGUAAAUAAUCAAUCAAGAACAGUAUCUCUGAUGAAUAACAAAUCAAAAACAGUGGCUCCAAUAAAUAAUCAAUCAAAAACAUGGGCUUCUGUAAAUAACCAAUCAAAAACAAUGGCUCCAAUAAAUAACCAAUCAAAAAGAGUUGCUCCGAUAAAUAACCAAUCAAAAAGAGUUGCUCCAAUAAAUAACCAAUUAAAACAAGUUUCUCUGAUAAAUAACAGAUCAGCAAAAGGAACCCCUAAUAAUGAUCUCAAGAACACAAAUGAAAGAACAACUAUACAAUUCAACAAGUCAAGAACACCAACAAAAGUUAUUUCUGCAGUUUUAACACCAAAGAAAUCAGCUGGAUUAAGUGUUAGAAAUGUUACAGCUUCAACAGAUGGUCUAAAGAUUCAAAAGGAAAGUUUUCACAAGUCACCUGCUGCAAAGUCAAAUAAGAACACACCAUCAAAGACUUCAAGAUUAAACGGCACUUACCAGGUGAAUUCCCUUCCAGUACAACAUACGUUUCUUAAGAAUGUUCAAGGAAAUCAGUUGCCUUCAAAGAAAAGAAAAGAGUUUACACCUGUGAAAUCAAGUGGGUAUGGAAAUUCACCGGCUAGAAAAGCACCGAGGAAAAUUUCACCAAUGAAGAAGUUAUCUGUUAAAGACAUUUAUGUAGAUCCAGUUUCUGAUACUGAGAAAAUGGAGGUUGACAAGUUUGUAAGUAAAUGUAGUCCUGUUUUGAAACCAGGUUUAAAAGAGAAGAAUUUGAAUGCAAGAGAAACUAUCGGAAGUGUAUCCAAAAAAGACAAGUGUUUAGUAGUUAAUCAAGCUCACAAACCUAACACAGAAUUCAAAGUUCCACAAGCAUUACCUGUUAGAAAAUCUGAACCCACCAAGAGACUGUCCUUCAGCACGUCAACCCCUCAAUCUAGAAGAACAGAACAGAGCUUUAAUGGUCCAAAAAACUGCAGUCCAAUUUUAAAUCCACCAUUUCAAUCUUCAGAUUUACAAACACCUUUGUCCAGAAGUGGUUCUUUGUCAAAUUCAACUUUCAAAACCCCUAGCAAUGCUUCCUCAGUGGUGAAAACUCCAAACAACUCGACCAUGUUCAGAACACCUGGCUCCUCUGUAUACUCUGGUGCAAUAACCAUGAAUGGCAGCUCAAAUAUCUCGACCAAUGGGAAUCUGUCAUGCAUGAAGAUAACUCCGCCCCUUUGUAAUUGUGGGCGUCGCUCUAAGAGAAGAAUGGUCCAAUCGCCGGGCCAGAACAUGGGGAGAUUCUUUUUCAGCUGUUCUGUGAGGAAAGGGAUUGGCUCAACUGAUGGUUGUAAGUUUUUUAAGUGGGAAGUAAAUCCUAUGAAUAAUAGAUCAUUAAAUAGUUCCAAUGGGUCAAGUUAUGUGUCUAAACAGUUCACGCCUGUGAUGAAAUAUGCUUCAUCAUGUAAUACAUGCACACCUUAUGAAAAUGUACAGAGACGAAACCUUGGUGUUAGAACAAAUUCAUGUCAGAAAGUUCACAUAAGGUGAAGUGAUGUUGAAAAUGAUGAUUUGUGUAAUAGGAGAUUCUAUACAAUAUUAUUUACUGGAAUAUACUCAUAUAGGAGGUAAGUACAUUGUAGCAUAACACUUCUUUUAGUAUGCUCAUGUAUUUUAAGUGACGUUUCAAGUUAGAACAACUGCUUUUACACUCACUCAUAAUCAAAUGAAAUGUCUCCCUUUUGAUUAUACAAAGGUAACAUACAUUUGCCAUCUUAACCUUUUCUAAAUAAUUAGGAUAGUCAUUUUGCAAGAGACUACUUUGAUUAUCAUGACAUCAAAAUACCCGUUCAACAUGAGAAGCAUAGCUACAAUGUGAGCAAAUUACAGUCUUUGGAAUAACUUUCAUUUUUUUACUUCAUGCUCCUAGUCCAAUGCUGGAUGUUGAAUACGGGACAUAGCAAGGAAAAAUAUUUAGAUAUUUAUUUUUUCAAUACUUCUUCACAAUGUAUAUUGAAUGACAUAUUGUGUUAUUUGUAAAAUAUUUGUUAUAUUGUGUUCAUUAAUAGUUAGUGGGUUGAAUUUGCUAGCCUACUGUACACAACUUAAAACAGCCCUUGUUCAUAUAUUUCGUAAAUGUACUAAAUAUAAUCUCGAUGAUGUAGCACUCUUAAAAGUCUCCCACAUGUACACAUGUGCAUACAAGUAUUGUUUCAUAAUCUCUGAUAUCUGAUCUUGUUGUUUUUACCAAGAUGUGUCUCCUACAUUUGUUACAUAUUAUUUGACCCAGGGUACAACAUUUUAAUUAUUUAACUUUUCAUCAUUAUGAUUGUAUAAUUAUUGUAAAUAAAUGUACAUGUAGCUUAAAUGGUUGAUAUCGCAUUAACUGUUAUAUGUAUGAUAAUAUUGAGUCGCACAGUAUCUUUUAGUUAAUGCCUUUAGGCAAUGCUAUAUGGUAACUUGUAUACCUUAUCGACGUAGUGGUAUCACUAAGCCCCUACUGCACAAAUUUUGCCUCUUAGGUGUCUUAAAAUGACUUGCUUUUGUAAGAAUAGCAGAGCUCUUUACCUCUUUCUUUCUUUAACACUAUAAUUUUAUUGUAUUUUAACAAGGACGUAUCAGUUCUUCUGUUGUGAGAUUGGCUGAAAAUAGGGUCAUAUGGAAAAAAAAGAUUGUCCAAAGUAUAAAGUUUUUGGCCUUAUAAACAGACAAUUUUUGCCACUUUGAAACACGUUUGAAAAAUGUCUGCAGCGAUUUGUAUAAAACUUGGAUAAGUUGUUCACAGGUUAUCUUUGAGAUUGUUUUCACAUUUAAAUGAUUUGAUUGGAAAUAGUAAUUAUUGGAUAAAUAUUGACCAAUCAAAAUCAUUUCGUCUAAUUUUGACCACAGCAAAAAGUCAUACGAUAUUAUACAAUUUGAUGCUGUAUUUUGAUACCAUGUUAAGCUCGUUUUUGUUUUUGAACAAUCUGAUUACAUGGAUAUUUUUGUUUAUUUUGAUAACUUGAAUGCUUCAACAGUGGCACAUGAUUCAUUUUCCUUGACAACGUCACAAAAAUUAUUAUGAAUUUGUCUCUGUUGUUUUUAGCUGACUAUGUUGAAAGUCAUCCCCAGUAAGGUCUGACAUAAGACCGGUACUUAUUCAUGGGGUUGGUAUUCAAUAUUCAACUUAAGUUAAUAUUAUGUUCAUACAUCAUUGACUUCAUUCACUCUAUUGGUCAGUUAUUAAUAACAAGUAAUCCGAUUAGCUGCAUCGUUCUUAGAUUCAAUAUUGAAUACAGCCAUGGGUUCAUAAUUGAAUUGAUAUUGAUAUGCAUUAUUUUAUUUACUAUUCUUAGCUUCUUAACUUUUCUGUUUCAGUCUCAUUGUAAUAAACGAUUUUAAUGUAUUCUGUUCUUUUAUUUACUGAUAUGUGAAAAGAGCAUGUUUUCAGUUAAUCAUAAUGUUUUGUAGAACCAUUCAUUAAAUUUCUAUUCUGCACUGUUAAUGAAUUAUGCACAUGAUUUUUACCAUAUAUUUGUCUUAAAACAUGUCU
Mya arenaria is the source of this 4501-nucleotide messenger RNA. Its product is annotated as ERI1 exoribonuclease 2-like. Lineage: Eukaryota; Metazoa; Mollusca; Bivalvia; Myida; Myidae. Gene Ontology annotation, biological process: exonucleolytic trimming to generate mature 3'-end of 5.8S rRNA from tricistronic rRNA transcript (SSU-rRNA, 5.8S rRNA, LSU-rRNA). Gene Ontology annotation, molecular function: zinc ion binding; 3'-5'-RNA exonuclease activity; nucleic acid binding. The record is from RefSeq and is a predicted model, not a curated record. Bases 46 to 2520 code for a protein of 824 amino acids. The transcript is spliced from 9 exons.